Molecule: messenger RNA, 243 nt
Organism: Meloidogyne enterolobii
Lineage: Eukaryota; Metazoa; Nematoda; Chromadorea; Rhabditida; Meloidogynidae
Source: the annotation of a GenBank genome assembly
AUGAUAUUAUUUCAGUUAUAUGUUAAAACACUUACUGGCAAAACUAUAGUUCUUGAAAAUGUAAAAAUUACUGAUAAUAUUCUUGUUGUUAAGAGUAUGAUAGAAUAUAUUGGAGGAAUUCCACCGGAUCAACAACGUUUGAUAUAUAACAAAGUUCAGUUUGAAGAUGGUCGUACAUUAGUUGAUUAUGAUAUCAAGAAUGGUUCAACUAUUUCUUUAAUUUUGAGAUUAAGUGGUUGUUGA